Messenger RNA from Impatiens glandulifera, 834 nucleotides. RefSeq names its product chromatin remodeling protein EBS-like. The coding region runs from base 1 to 834 and encodes 277 amino acids. Lineage: Eukaryota; Viridiplantae; Streptophyta; Magnoliopsida; Ericales; Balsaminaceae. The record is from RefSeq and is a predicted model, not a curated record. Gene Ontology annotation, molecular function: chromatin binding. The transcript has 7 exons.
AUGGCCAAAAUCAGACCAGUCAACUCCUACACCAUCAGUGACACCAACACAGUCGUCAAACGCAACUUAGACUCCUACACCAUCAGAGGCACCAACACAGUCGUCAAACCUGGAGAUAAUGUACUGUUGCGAUCACCCGAGAGCAAUACUACUCCUUAUGUGGCUAAGAUAAAGAAGAUCCAGAUAGACAAUGGAAAUGACGUGACAGUUCAGGUAAGGUGGUAUUACCGCCCGAGUGAUUCCAUCGGAGGUCGUAAACAAUUCCAUGGUGAGAAAGAACUGUUCUUGUCUGACCACUAUGACAUUCAGAGUGCUUACACGAUCCAAGGUAAGUGUAUGGUUCAUUCUUUGAAGAAUUACACCCAGCUAGAGAACGCUGGAGCUGAGGAUUACUAUUGUCGAUUUGAAUACAAAGCUGCAAACGGUCUUGUUUUACCUAGCCGCGUUGUAGUGUAUUGUAAAUGCAAAUUGCCCGAAAACCCCGACCUUCUGAUGGUGCAGUGUGAGGAAUGCAAAAACUGGUACCACCCUUUUUGUGUUGAUAUGAGUAAUGAUCAAGCAAAACAAUUACAUCUUUUUAUUUGUUCUAAUUGUAAUGGAGCGAAGAGAUUAAAGAAUCAUUCAACCAUGCAAAGUCUAAGAAAGAGAAGAUUCAUGGGAGAAUUGAAGUACUACAGAACAAGACUUGUUUAUGGGGAUUAUGAAAAAGCUACCAAACAGGUGAUCGAUCGUUUCUUCAUUACUAUUGCACAGAAGACAGUUCAUGUCUGGGAUACUCAUGUAUUUGCUGAUUCGAUCUCUAGUGCUAUGCCUUUCCCAGAAAGUGAACCAUAG